This is a messenger RNA of Podarcis muralis (Common wall lizard), 2830 nucleotides long. RefSeq names its product charged multivesicular body protein 4C (gene CHMP4C). Gene Ontology annotation, cellular component: ESCRT III complex; cytoplasmic side of plasma membrane; multivesicular body. NCBI's taxonomy places the organism in Eukaryota, Metazoa, Chordata, Lepidosauria, Squamata, Lacertidae. The record is from RefSeq and is a predicted model, not a curated record. Gene Ontology annotation, biological process: vesicle budding from membrane; late endosome to vacuole transport via multivesicular body sorting pathway.
AGAGUGCAGCGGCUGUCCCACGGUUUGGCUGGUUCUUCCUGCUGGGGCUCCCGUUUGAGAGAAGCCUCUCCGCUGGCGCCGCACGUUCCCCAGGUGGCAACACCUGUCGCAGGUACGUGUGGGUCACGUGGCUCGGCCGUCGGCCUCGGGAGCCGCCGCAACAGCAGCCACUUCCUUCCCCUCCUGGUGCUUCUCUGGCGCGUCUCUGAGCUUGUUUUCUAGGGAAGAGCUCUAGGGAGUUGGGGGCGUCGAGGAGGCGCGAUCGUAUCCCUGGCAAAGGCGGCUGGUCCUCGGCGGGGCGAAGAUGAGCAAGAUCCACAAGUUUUUCAAGGGCGGAGGAGGCGCCAAGGGGAAAGGCAAAGGGGGCCCGAGCCCGCAGGAGGCUUUAGCCCGGCUGCGGGAGACCGAGGAGAUGCUGACCAAGAAGCAGGAGUAUCUGGAGGCGAGGAUCCAAAAGGAGCUGGCGCUGGCCAAGAAACACGGCACCCGAGACAAGCGAGCUGCACUGCAGGCAUUGAAGAGGAAAAAGAGAUACGAGAAACAGUUGACCCAAAUUGAUGGGACCCUUUCCACCAUUGAAUUCCAACGCGAAGCCCUUGAAAAUUCCUACACUAACACGGAAGUGUUCAAGAACAUGGGCUAUGCAGCCCAAGCGAUGAAAAAGGUGCAUGAAAACAUGGACUUGGACAAAAUUGACGACAUGAUGCAAGAUAUCACUGAACAGCAAGAUAUCGCUCAGGAAAUCACAGAAGCUCUUACUAGAAAAGUUGGUGAUGACUUUGAUGAGGAUGAGCUGUUGGCAGAACUGGAAGAACUGGAGCAAGAAGAACUCAAUAAUAAAAUGGCAAAUGUUCGACUACCAAGUGUACCAGCUACGCCGCUGCCUUCCCAUCCUGCAUCUUCAAGGAAGAGGGUGGAGGAUGAAGAUGAUAUGCAGCAGCUUGCGGCAUGGGCUUCUUAACAGCAAUCUGCAGAGUUAUGGGAAACGCCAUGGAAGAAGUUUAUGGAACAGUGUUUUGUUUUAUACAGAGCAUGGCUGUGUUUGAUACAGUCCGGCAUUGGUCCCUGGUGGGAUUUUAUGUCUGUAUGUAUGUGGUAUAUGUGUGUGUGUGUCUGUAUUUUUAAGAGAGCCAGGAUUACUUAAGACCUGUACUUGAAGUGUGCCGCCUUCUUCAGAUGCAGCCUCAUAUGAAUUUCUUUUUUCAUACAGAAGAAAUCUGAUUUUUUUUUAUAUUGCCGGUGAAAAUUGACUGGGGUAGUCUAUUACUACUACACAGUAUUAUCCUUUGACUCUGAAAGCUCUGUGUAUAGGUACAGGCAUGCAUGCUUAUUACCUGAAUUAAUUGGUUCUGUUCCAUAGAAACUUUCAAAACUGAGAGCUGAUAUAUGCAGCUCUCCCAGGCUGUUGCUUUUCCUCUUUCGUACGUACUGACUUUUGCUUGUACAGGUUGCAAACCCUGUUUGCUGCAGAGGAUGGUACGAACAGGCAUGUUUCUAAUACAGAGCAACAUCCUCUGUAGAGUUUCAAACAAGUUUGGAGUCGCUGGAAUACGUGGUCCAUUUGGUCCCACUAGGUAGAGAUGAAGGAGAAAUUUGAUUUCAUUUGCAUUUUAAUGCACACCUCCCCAAACAACACACAAGCCGAAAUGCACUUAUCCUUCAAUAUCUGCACUUUUCUGAAUUUUGCAAUGCAGUUUUCCAACCAAAACGUGUAAUAAAUGUGUCUGUUAAGAGAGUUUGCAUUAAAAUGUGUUACAUUAGGAGAAAUUGCCUUCACAAAUAUGUGUAACAGAAGAACCUCACAAACCGAUUUGGAAAUAUGAUGAACCUAUUUUAAAAUCUAACAAACCAACAACUGGGAGACACCAAAAUUGGCAGAUUCAUCUACCCCUAGAGUGUGUUGUGAAAAUAUUUAUCUAAGUCCUGCCAGAGUUUUGUGCUGUUGGAUUUCUUUGCUUUCUAUGGGAGUUUUUUCCCAUGUAGCUACUUGUUCACUCGGGGUCCUAUAUGGAAGAGUCAAAGGCUGAUGUGGCACCUUAAAGACUAGCACACUAUCUUUGUCAAGCAUAUAUAUAGAAAGACAACUUGGGUCUUGUAUAGGCACAUAACACAUGAAGAGCUCUGCAGUCUAAAAUGCUGGCUAGUUUGGCUUGCUAUAAGUGGCUAAAUUCCACCGAGUUUUCAUGUGUUUGAUUGCUAAAAUGGAGUUAAUUUUAGCCAACAAAGGUAGUUGAGUGGAGCAUGUUUGAUGGGGGGGGGGCAGGCAGGCUGAUAAACCAGUUUAUAAUGGGUGUUUGGUUUUGUGACCAGCCAACUUAAAACUGAUUUUAUCAAACCAUUUUAAUAUGGAGGUUGCAGUCCACUAAAUCAAAGGGCUGACUUCAUGCUGGAGAAUAGUGGGCAGAGAAUGGCCGAGAAUCUUCUGUUCGCCUCUUCCCACUUAGCUUUCUUUUAACACUGAACCUUUCAUAUUGCCAUGCCUAUUAUCAAAUGGAGAAUCUUAAUAGGUUUUUAAGGUUGUGGCUUUUGAAAUGUCCUCCUUACACUCAUUCAGUUUCUUUUUUUCCUUUUUGCCUGAAUGAAGCACAUUACAGUGGAAUAAUUUAUAUAACUUGAAGUACCAAAUUUCAAAGAGGGUCAUUUUUUUUGACCCGGGAGAAACAGAGCUGGGUUUCAGAUGAUUGGAUAAUGAAGGUGCAAAUAAAUAUAUUGUCUGAAAAUAUUUGUGUUUGACUUGGCAAUUGUUUUUCCUAUCUUGCUGUAAAGCAGGGGUGGGAAACCUUUGGCCCCUUCAAAUAUUGUUUGAAUAAUAAUAUUAAUAUUAAUAAUA